Messenger RNA from Toxorhynchites rutilus septentrionalis, 1518 nucleotides. RefSeq names its product zinc finger and SCAN domain-containing protein 12-like. Bases 96 to 1445 code for a protein of 449 amino acids. Gene Ontology annotation, molecular function: DNA-binding transcription factor activity; zinc ion binding; RNA polymerase II cis-regulatory region sequence-specific DNA binding. Gene Ontology annotation, biological process: regulation of transcription by RNA polymerase II. Gene Ontology annotation, cellular component: nucleus. NCBI's taxonomy places the organism in Eukaryota, Metazoa, Arthropoda, Insecta, Diptera, Culicidae. The record is from RefSeq and is a predicted model, not a curated record. The transcript is spliced from 2 exons.
GAAUUUGUAUUUGCAGCUGUGUUGCAAGGCUUCGAUAUUUAUUUUCUUUGCGGUACGCUAAAUCAAAAUCGAUUCAUUCAAAUCUAUGCCCGAGCAUGAGCGUGUGUCGUGUGUGCUUAAGUCAAGAUUAUUAUGAAUAUUAUUCCCUAUUCUCCGUUCGAGAUAAACGGACCAUCGCAAAGGCGAUAAUGGUCUGCACUGGAAUUCAGAUCAAGCGACAAGACGGCCUCACCCAACUUAUUUGCGGUUUCUGUACGGAGGAAUUUCUCAAAUUCUUUAAACUACGACAACAAUGUUUGGAAGCGGAUGCCUAUUUGCGAGAGAAACUCCAAGCGGAGCAUAACACCUCGGUUGAGUCCGAAGAUGUGCUCUCCAAAAACGUCCCACACGAUGAUAGCUGCAAUGUAGAACUGCAGGUAGAUUCAAAUGCUGAACUGCAACUUGCAGACUUGGACAAUAAGGGAACUUAUUCGUCGAAUAAUGGAGAUUACCCCGAGUCGAAUGUCUUAACGGAAGAAUGGGUCGUUGAAGAAACUGACGCUGUGAAAGAAGAGUAUGAAGUGUUGGCUUCUCUGGGUGAUCCAGGGUACUCGGACGUGGAUGAGAAUUCAGGAACAGCUUCGGAGUCGGAAGAAGAUAUUAAACCUGCGAAACGGAAACAACUUAUCAGCAGGAGACCUCGGAAACAAAAAUUAAUACCACACUUGGAAGCAGAAACUGAGGCUAGUUCGAGAUUCGUUUGCUGUAGCUGUCCGUCGGAGAUUUUCGAAAGUCAGCAGGCUUUCGAAGCUCAUAGAACCGAUCAGCAUAAGAAAUAUCGCAUUGCAGAUAACGUGAUACGACCGUAUGAAUGCGAAAUUUGCUUCCAGCGAUUUCUAACGGAGAAACAUCUCGCUCAACAUAAAGCACGACCAUACAAGAAGCGCGAGUACGUUUGUACCUCAUGUGGAAAUGCUUUCCUUGCAAGAAGCACACUGAAGAAACACGAAGAAAUUUGCAUAACUACCGAACGCAACUAUGCAUGUGAAGAGUGCGGCAAACGAUUUACCCAGGUCGGUUCGCUCCGCAAUCAUCUGAAGCUACACAAUUCGGAGAAAACACAUUCCUGUCCAAUUUGCGCCAAAACAUUUCUCAAGAAGUUCGAGGUUCCAAUCCAUAUGGUGACGCAUACGGAAGAGCAGCCGUUUCCCUGCGAUCAGUGCCCGGCGCGUUUCAAGCGGAAGCAGGCAUUGCGGAAUCAUCAGCGUCACCACAGCAACCCAACACCGUACAAAUGCGAUUUGUGUGAUGAGUGGUUCAAUAAUUUCAGCGCGAGAAAAUUUCACCGACAGAAAGUCCACGAGGGCAUUGAACCGUUUAAGUGUGACCAAUGUGGGGCAAGCUAUGGAAGGAAGAAUCGGUUGGAUCAACACAUCAAGCGUAUGCACGCUGGUGGCGGUGCGUAGAAUGGUAGGACAAAACCUUCGGCUUUGAUACAUAUAGGGUUAUUCGAUUAAAAAUUGAAAAAAAAACCAUAAA